Molecule: messenger RNA, 723 nt
Organism: Orbilia oligospora ATCC 24927
Lineage: Eukaryota; Fungi; Ascomycota; Orbiliomycetes; Orbiliales; Orbiliaceae
Exons: 1
Coding region: 1-723 (240 amino acids)
Source: RefSeq, a predicted model, not a curated record
AUGGUUGCUUUUGGAACUAUCUCUACUGCUUUGGCUUUCACAGCCGCUGCUCUUCCAGUUGCUCUCGCUGGUAUCCAGCCCAUUGACUUCUCAGAUAACUAUGUCAAACCCGGUGAGAUCAGGCCGCUCUACGAAUCUCACGGCUACACAUUCGAGCACUUCGACCUUAUCGGUGGUCUUCUCGAUACCACUGGGAAUCUUGUAUACGACCUUCUCGCUACAGUAGGGGACAUCCUUGGUGGUGGGAGGACAAGGUAUGGCCAUGGCGUUGGAAUAAUUGGCGGGUAUGAUCAAUAUAAGCUAGGCCGCAUCCAUCACACCUCGGGAAAACCAUUCAACAUCCUCGGUCUCAAGACUCUCUGCUGCGCUCCCCAUAUCUCUAGGAGAUGCGACCCUGUCGACUGCAAAAUCAAAAUUAGUGGAUACGACAAGCCAGAAGGCGGCAGGAAGAUCUAUGACCACGAGUUUUAUAUCCCCAAGUCAAGCCACAGGGGCAGGGCUCCAGUUUAUCUCGAUGCCACUCGCGACGGUAUUGCCACCCACGGGGUCCCUGGCCAAUAUUUGAGCUCCAUGAACAUCGAUGUUGACUUCCUCGACACCACCGGCAAUGGCGCCGACAAGGAGCACAGUGGCCGUUACAGUUACAAGUCGCGCUCCCAAAGCCGCAAUAAAAGGGACCCCCUCGGCCUUGGAUUAGUCAUUGACCUCAACCUUUCUGAUUAA